CCUCCUCCUCCUCCUCCUCUUUCCCCCUCAAACCAUGAGGCGACCUCUUUCCAACUGGGGCACCUGAAACCCUUGGCCGGAGCGCGCGCUUUCCCCUCACUUUCCCCUCAGCAUCUUCUUCCCUCACCUGCCCCCUUUCUUUACAGUUGUAAUUAUUUUUAUUUGCCUCCCUCCAACAACAACAACAAACAACAACAACAACAAAACCUCCCCGUCGGCUUCCUCUUCCCGCCUUGAACCCCCCCCCCCCCUCUUUUCCCCCUUUAUUUUAUUUCCUGGCUCCUUCUUUCCUUCCCAAGAAGUGUGAGGGAAGAAGAGGAAGAGGAAGAAGAAGAAGUGGGGUUCCAGUCGUCCUCCCCCUUGGAUUGCCUUGGGAUUUGUGUGCCCCUCAGGAAGAGGCAGCAGAGGCAGCCGAGGGCGAAGGGCGAUGGUGGGGCUGAGGAUGCUCCCGCGGCAGCUGCUGCUGGUCUCCCUGCUGCUCCUGGGCUGCUGCUUCUUCUUCUUCGAAGGCGAGGCCAAGUUUGGGGAGAGCAGCGGCGCCAAGAAGCGGAGGUGCCUCAACGGCAGCCCUCCCCGGCGCCUCAAGAAGCGGGACCGGAGGCUCUUGCUCCUGGAGCCUCCCCAGGGAGGGGAGCUCCUCUGCCGGGGCUUCUACCCUCGCCUCUCCUGCUGCCCCAGGGCCCCGGGCCCCGGCCUCCUCCAGGUGGAGAACAACAAGAUCUUUUCUGUUACCAACAAUACUGAGUGUGUGAAGCUGCUCCAGGAAAUCAAAUGUGCACACUGUUCACCAAAUGCUCAUAAUCUGUUCCACACAACUGAGAAGGAAGCAUUGGAAAAAGAGCUAGUCCUUCCUUUCCUGUGUAAGGAUUAUUGUAAAGAAUUCUAUUACACUUGCCGAGGUCACCUACCAGGUUUCCUUCAAACUACAGCAGAUGACUUUUGUUUCUACUAUACAAGAAAAGACAGUGGGUUGUGCUUUCCAGAUUUCCCAAGAAAGCAAGUUCGAGGACCAGCUUCUAACUAUUUGGACCAGAUGGAAGAAUAUGGCAAAGGAGAAGAUAUCAGCAGGAAACAUAAACACAACUGCUUUUGCAUUCAUGAAGUUGUAAGUGGUCUGAGACAACCUGUUGGAGCAGUACACUCUGGAGAUGGAUCACAGCGACUCUUCAUUCUUGAGAAGGAGGGAUAUGUAAAGAUUUUCACACCUGAAGGGGAAAUAAUCAAGGAACCAUUCCUAGACAUACACAAACUUGUUCAAAGUGGAAUAAAGGGUGGAGAUGAAAGAGGUCUCUUAAGCCUUGCAUUCCAUCCCAAUUAUAAAAAAACCGGAAAGCUUUAUGUGUCCUAUACCACCAACCAAGAGCGAUGGGCCAUUGGCCCACAUGAUCAUAUCCUUAGGGUUGUAGAGUACACCGUUUCCAGGAAAAAUCCACACCAAGUUGAUACGAGAACAGCAAGAGGUUUCUUAGAAGUUGCAGAGUUACAUAGAAAACAUCUUGGAGGACAGUUACUCUUUGGACCUGAUGGAUUUUUAUACGUAUUCCUUGGUGACGGGAUGAUCACAAUAGAUGAUAUGGAAGAGAUGGAUGGUCUAAGUGAUUUUACAGGUUCUGUGUUGCGCCUGGAUGUAGACACUGAUUUCUGCCAUGUGCCUUAUUCCAUACCACAAAGCAACCCACAUUUUAACAGCACCAAUCAGCCACCUGAAAUUUUUGCCCAUGGACUCCACAAUCCAGGCAGGUGUGCUGUGGAUCGCCAACCAACAGAUGUCAAUAUUAAUUUAACAAUACUUUGUUCAGACUCCAAUGGGAAGAACAGAUCCUCAGCAAGAAUCCUUCAGAUAAUCAAAGGGAAAGAUUAUGAAAGUGAGCCUUCGCUUUUGGAAUUCAAACCAUUCAGCAGCGGACCAAUGAUUGGUGGAUUCAUAUACCGAGGCUGCCAGUCUGAAAGACUAUAUGGAAGUUAUGUAUUUGGGGAUCGCAAUGGAAAUUUUUUAACACUGCAACAAAGUCCCACGACCAAACAAUGGCAAGAGAAACCACUCUGUCUGGGUAACAGUGGUUCUUGUAGAGGUUUCUUUUCGGGACAUAUCUUGGGAUUCGGUGAAGAUGAAUUAGGUGAGAUUUACAUCUUAGCUAGUACUAAAAGCAUGACACAGUCUCACAAUGGAAAACUCUAUAAAAUUGUUGACCCCAAAAGGCCCUUAGUCCCAGAAGAAUGCAAAAGAAGAGCUCUUCCCACACAGAUAUUGACAUCUGAAUGCUCAAGGCAUUGUCGAAAUGGGCACUGCACUCCCACUGGAAAAUGCUGCUGUAAUCAAGGCUGGGAAGGCGAGUUCUGCAGAACUGCAAAAUGCGAUCCAGCUUGUCGACAUGGAGGCGUCUGCAUACGACCAAACAAGUGUUUGUGUAAAAAAGGAUAUCUUGGUGCUCAGUGUGAACAAGUGGAUAGAAACAUCCGAAGAGUGACAAGGGCAGAAAAGUCUUCCCACACAGAGAGAAGGGAAGAGCAAGUGUGCCCUUCGUCCCACAGUUCAUCAAACACCUGUUCCUAUGCCAAUAGUGUGCAAUGUUUUAAGCAAUGCAGCUUGACACUUUAACCAAACAUUCCCAGACUUCUGCAAAGGGAAUGCCUAUAAAGUGAAUUCUUCAAUUACUAAGUAAGAUCAAGCAAUUUCAUAAAUUUUAGUACAGCUGUAGGUUGUAAGAAAAAUGCAAUAGAUAACCUGUUCUUGUCCAAAUUAAUCUGUUAUAGAGACAGCAAAAGGAAACAUGGUCUACACUUGGCAUCCACCUAUCAUUACUCUUGGGUUUCAAGUGACCUCCUGACAAAUGGCAUUUGGUUGAGAAAUCUUGGUCGAGUGCUUAGUGAACAAUGGUCUGCAUUAAAAAGUGCAUGCAUAAUUUUGCACAAUGUACAUCCAACUGACACUCUAUUCAGAAAGGGUUCAGGAUUAAAUGAGCAUGGAGACCAAAGUACCCUCUUACCCCAGAAAAGGGUGGUCUCUUCCCGCCAUACCAGCACCUCAUUGGCUAAGCAGUGUGACAAAUCUUGCAAUGAACCUUGCAAUAGUCUGCAUCUGUAGGUUAAUAGCAGCCUUUUGUCUCCAUUGCUUUCUCCCUUUAGUCUUGUUACUGAAUCACAUCACAAAAAGUUUUACCAUUAAAAAAAAUGUCCUGGCAACCAUUUUUGUACAUUGACCUUACCAUCUAAUCUUCUCUUAUUCAAUGUGGGGAUAACAUUAACAAAAUGUGAACCUCUAGAGAAUAAGACAGCUGUCUAAAUCUAUCAAAUAGUGCCAUUUUACAGCAUUUUAUACUGUUCAUAGCUUUGGCAGAAUAAGAAUAAAAUUCCCACAACAUUUACAAGCAAUUCACAUGUAGAGUUUUAAAUAGCUGGUAUAUCCUUGCAAGCCUGAGGAAUGGAGCAGCUAGAGAGGGCAUUUAUCUCCAUAUUAACAAAAAGUUAUAUAAUUCAAGCAAAUAGUUUCAGUGCCUAAGCUUUUCAGUCAUUUUAAACAAUUCGGGGCUUAUUGCAGUAAUAAGAACCCAACAUACCAUUGUCUCAGAAGUUUAAAGCUUUAAAUUAAGGACAUAUAUCAAGUAACAUAUGUUGAUUCAGCAUGAGCAGAGGAAUACACAUAAUUGCAAUCACCAGAUCAUUUUGUUAGUGAUCAUGCAUAAAGAAAAACAAAAAAAUGAUGCCUUUAAUGAUAUCUAGUUGCAGUGCUAGUGUAAUUCCCUGUGAAAAUGGCAUAAUGGCCAUUUCGUGAUACUUAAUUGGAGUAGCAAGAAGUACAGCCCAACCUAAGGAAUUAAAAUACUAAAUUUUAAUAUAAAAUGUAUGUGCAUAUUUGAAUUACUAAAGAUAUAUUCCAUGCAUUGGAGACAGUCCUCUCCACUAGGCUCUCAAGAGUGCAUAAUUUAAUGUGAGAACUCUUCAGUGGAAAUUAAUUGUUCUCAGUAAAGUCACUGAAAAUCUCAGCUCAGCAAAUUUAUGCAGAGCACACCAAUUCUUGUAAAGGUUGGUGAAUAACGUUAAUCCUUCUCCCUCUUUAUGACCUGCCUUUUGAGACUGUUUUGUUUAACGUUUACAUUGAAAUCCUAUGUUGAAUUUAGUUUGACUUACCUCUGAGUAGAUAUAAAUAGAUAUAAAUUCCACUGUUUGUAAAAUAUACUACACAUUAAGUAAUACAUUUUUAAAAUUAUUUAUGUGACAAUUUCAUUGCUAAUUCAGCUCAAGGCACAGUUAGACCCUAAAAAUGUAGUUUACGAUAAGCCAUUUGCUUCCAGUCAAAAAGUGAAGUUGGCAGGGCAAUUAAUGUAUAUGAUUCCCCCCCCCAAAAAAAAACACCAAAACCACCCAACCUCCCCCCAGUUGUGCUUGUUUUUCCUUUGUCCAGAUUUAAUGAGGUUAUUAUGAAAUCAUACCAUUAUUUCCACAGCAAUAUAUUUUGGAAUGGGAACAGAAGACAUUUUUCAGGUUUCCCUGCUCUCAGAUAUGUCCCCUCUGCGUGAAUGCUGCAAGGAAUGUGUUUCUAUUUACUUUAUAACUUGGAUGAAUUGCAAUAAUUUAUACAUCAUGUUUUAACAAUGCAAAUAAGAAUAACACAAUUAUUUUCCCCUCUUAUGAUAAAUUUGCCAUUUUUAAAUAAUCAUACAGGCCAUUUACCAGUCUUUCUGAUCAUCUAAUACUUCUGUCUGUUUGUGUGUGCUAUCAAAUGUGCAUCGAUCAACUGGAGUAGUCAAAGGUAAGAGAAAUGCUUGGAAGCAGAGAGAUCUAGGUUGUAAUGGCUUCCAGAAUUAAGGACUGAAGCAGUACAACAUCAGCAUCUCUACUUCCAUUGAUUUCAUUUAUGACUGCUCAAGCCCUAGCAUUAAACUGAUGAGGCAGCAAAUUUGAUCUAGCAACACUGAAAAAUCCCAGUCUGGUCCUCCUAAACCUCAGAGGUAAGUUAUUUCUCUCUCUUGGAGAACACAGUACUGUGUGCCAUAAUAUCUAUUGAACACCUCCUAACUGGCCUCCUGCAAGUGUGGAAUAGGACUCUAAGCGACUGCUAGUUUCAGCUACCAGUCCAGCCAGCUUUGGUACGUGGAACAGAAGGGGGCACUUUUGUGUCUUUUGCUUCAGGCUGCAAUGGCUUUGGCAGGUCUUGCUCAAAGCCUCAUCAACUACAAUAUCUGUUGUUAUUAAGUAUGCAGGCCCCAAGAGUGCCAGGGUUUACCUGCUUCUGCUACAGUUGAUAGGAAUGAAGAAAGUAACAAUGGGUUUGUUCAUCACACAGUAACUCUCAGUGAGUUGUUCCAAUUUUGGAUCAUGUUCUGGGAGCAAUUCCAUCCCCUUGAGACCCUCAAUGCCUUCUAAUACCAUAAGCAAUCAUAAACCAGAAGCCUAGUCUGUCUCACUCGCAAAUGGUAUUUAUAGUACCAAAUCAUCAAAACAGCAACUCUAGGGUCUCAUGUAACUCUCAGCCUAAUUGUCUGUGGCCAUCCAUUCAGCCUUGAAGCAAGAGCAACCAGUCUUUCCUCUGGCACCUUUAUGGAUAAGAAAGUAGAAAUAGAGUUGAGGGGUAAUGGUGCAAAAAAGGGGGGCUAUCCCCAUCCACCUCAGAAGAAUGCAACCCUAAAUAGAGAGCAAAAGGUUUCUCUGGAGCUGCUAUAGCAUUAACAGAGUGCAGUUAUGAACUAAAAAACUGGUCAUGGAUUAGAAAAUGCAAGUCUGUUAAUUUCUUCAUCAUUGGAAAAAUGACUACAGUUCCCAUGGCAUGUGAAAAGCAAACAUACCAUACAGCUUCAAGUUUUCUAAGGUUCAGCUCUUUAGCCUCCCAAGCUUAAUUGUAAAUUUUUAAAUUUACUAUUGAAACUUCAAAAUACAAUAGAGACAAAGUAUAUCCCCUUAUCUGUAUAUGCAUAUAUAUGUGACAUGUAUAGUUGAAUAAUUUCAGUGGAGAUCUAAACAAGCAAAGAAAAUAAGCAUUCCUCAAUAGAAUAACAAGUGGUGACAAAACAGAUUCAUUCUGGUACUAACUCAGCCAACCUUACUCAGCAAAAUCCCCCUGAACCUGAUAAUUUAAAGGAUUAUAUUUACAAGAAGUAAAGGAUAUUUUUAUUAUUUAAAAUUUAAACUUUUAAAAACAAUGUACUAUUCUAGAAUUGUUUUUAAAUCAAACAUGUUUACAGAAAUCCUUAUUCUAUACAUCACAUGUCAUUGCACUGCUGCUAUAUACAGGCAUCCUAACAUUAUAAGCUAGAAGAUGGAAGGAAUUUGAUUCCACAAAAAAGAAGAAAGUGCCAUAUCUGAAGCCUUGCUUUUUGAUGCUGCACAAUAAAAUCUACCUAUUGUUAAUUGAUGUAACUUAACAUAUUAUUAUUUGUAUUUCUCCUACAAGUCUUCAUGCAUUGUCUAUUUGCAUAUAUAUUGACAAUAAAAAAAUCUACUUUUUAA
Messenger RNA from Sceloporus undulatus (fence lizard), 6444 nucleotides. RefSeq names its product hedgehog interacting protein (gene HHIP). The transcript has 14 exons. Bases 428 to 2599 code for a protein of 723 amino acids. NCBI's taxonomy places the organism in Eukaryota, Metazoa, Chordata, Lepidosauria, Squamata, Phrynosomatidae. The record is from RefSeq and is a predicted model, not a curated record.